This is a messenger RNA of Penicillium griseofulvum, 1728 nucleotides long. Its product is annotated as putative C2H2 transcription factor. Gene Ontology annotation, molecular function: DNA-binding transcription factor activity, RNA polymerase II-specific; RNA polymerase II cis-regulatory region sequence-specific DNA binding; zinc ion binding. Bases 1 to 1728 code for a protein of 575 amino acids. Gene Ontology annotation, cellular component: chromatin. The record is from RefSeq and is a predicted model, not a curated record. Gene Ontology annotation, biological process: regulation of transcription by RNA polymerase II; DNA-templated transcription. NCBI's taxonomy places the organism in Eukaryota, Fungi, Ascomycota, Eurotiomycetes, Eurotiales, Aspergillaceae. The transcript has 5 exons.
AUGAUGCCGUGGGGUAUCGAUAUGGAGGAACUGCAAUACUUUGGCACAAGUCCAAUCGAUACCCUCUUUGAUCCAGUUCCUAUGCAAAAUUCUAGUUCAAUCUGGCCGGAAUUCUUGACAUUAGCUCCCGAAAGCCCGGCAACUUUUGAAAUGGCUGCUUCUAGUGAUAGCCCCCGGAAAUCGCUGCACUUUCUGGACAAAUUUACUAGGAAUACAGGUCUAGUGUCGAGCUUUGACUGUGGAACGCAUGAGCAAAGAGAACAGGUUGCUGCCAGAUUAGACCAGCAAAUAUUGUCUCGCCUACAGCAGAGAACGUCACUAACAGCUUUUGGCAUGGAUGUCCCAUCUCCUUUGAUACCGGAAAAUAACAGUGAUACAAGUUUAAUCAGCGACUUGCCACUAAAUUGGUUCAAUGAUCCACUUUCCUUGAAGACACACGAGAUUCUUCUCUUAAUUAAAGAAGUGGUCACGAUCAAACCGCGCAAUAGCUCUGUCACCUUGGACUGGUCAACAGCACUCAAUGAUGCAUGUGUGCAGUUCUUCUCUCCUUCAAAUAUAAUAAGAUUCAUGGGCUUCUACUGGGCAAUAUGGCAUCCUAAUGUGAACUUUGUGCACCGGCCUUCGUUCGACAUACUGGCAGCGAAGCCAACAGUCCUAGCUGCGAUGACUUUGAUAGGUGCAUGUGUAUCACCCGAUAUGCCUGACAACGAAGAUGCACGCACCUGGUUUAACUGUGUGGAAGAAAUGGUUUUCAUGGACGACGAUUUCAACAGUGAUUUGACUUACCGAUCCUCUGACAAAAUGGCCACACAAAGGCGCAAAAUUCAGGCCGUACAGGCUGCCUAUAUAGUCUGUCUCUAUCAGAAUUGGGAGGGUACGGAUGCGAGUAAGAGCCGCGUUCGGCGGUACCGUUUUGCUACUCUGGUAUCUACCGCUCGUGAUAUUGGCAUUACAGCGGCGAGGCAUAUGAAUUACAGCGAGCAGGCUCGCCAUGAGUUCGAAUGGAAAGAAUAUGCAGCUCGGGAGGAACUCAUCCGUUUGUUCACUUGGAUAUUCUUACUAGAUUCAGCAUUUGUCAUUUUUAAUAACCUUCCUCCGCGGAUGGUCAUCAAAGAAAUAAGGAUGCAUAUGGCUACACCAGAAGCUUGCUUCCAAGCGACAACGGCAGACCAAUGCCACCAUCAACUCCAGCUCAUUUUGCCCGCAAGAAGUCUCUACUGGACAACCUCGUUCCAUGGGUCAUUCGAGGCGCUAUGUAAUGACGAUUUAUCUGUCAACAUCCGUCACCUCCUCGCUACUCUGGGUCCAUUGAAUUUAUUCGCAUUAACAUCAGCAAUCCAUUCACAAUUAUUUCAAUUCCGCAGUGCAGUGGGCAGCUUCCAACUCCGAGCCCCGAUACAAAAUGCACUCAGUAACUGGCGAGAUAUCUGGCACUUGUUCUCGACGACUUUCUCUCAAAGAAUAAUUCCAUAUAUGACAAUUGGGGACCCUCAAAUCCAACCAGAGGAGCUCUGGAGACGAAUGGGGUUCUUCCGCUAUGCGCCAGAGUACUGGCUUUUAGCCCACCUGAUGGUAGAUCGAUUGGCAGUACUUGGCACAUCUAAGCCGGAGAAUGAAUUGGAGCCACUCGACGAGGGUCCGUUGGACCCAAUCUUGAAUCGAUAUGAUCAGACUAGUAUGCGCCAGGUUAAUGAUCUGAUUAUGGGCUUUCAGACUUUCCAGAUUUGA